Molecule: messenger RNA, 4011 nt
Organism: Arabidopsis lyrata subsp. lyrata
Lineage: Eukaryota; Viridiplantae; Streptophyta; Magnoliopsida; Brassicales; Brassicaceae
Product: inactive disease resistance protein RPS4
Exons: 5
Coding region: 82-3480 (1132 amino acids)
Biological process (GO): defense response; signal transduction
Molecular function (GO): ADP binding
Source: RefSeq, a predicted model, not a curated record
AAAACCAAUCAUUUGCUUCUCAAAAAAUAAGCAAUUGCAAACUUUGUCUCCCAUCCCCAGAAAACAAAAAGAAAAGGUGAGAUGUCAUCUUCCAACGUCGGAACAGAAGUGUUCAUCAAUUUCCGAGGCGAAGAGCUGCGUAACAACUUUAUCUCCCAUCUACAUGACGCUUUGCACCGCAUGGGGAUCAAGGCUUUUAUAGACAGUGAUGAGCCACCGGGUGAGGAUCUUGAUAUAUUUUUUAAAAGGAUUGAGCAGUCCAAGGUCGCACUGGCAGUCUUAUCGAGUAGGUAUACAGAGUCACAUUGGUGUUUGGAAGAGCUGGCGAAGAUAAAGGAGUGUGUGGAUCGAAGCUCUCUACGGGUUAUUCCAAUCUUCUAUAACGUGGACCCAACCACGGUGAAAGAGCUCGAUGGAGAUUUUGGUCUUAAGCUAUGGGAUUUAUGGAGGAAGGACGGUCGAGACAACCGGAUCCUGAAGUGGGACGCCGCUUUGCAGGACGUUGUGGACAAGAUUGGCAUGGUGUUGGGAAUCCGGAACGAAUCCGAGUUCGUGAAUGAUAUCGUUAAACACGUUCAGAAUGCCCUAGAGCCGAAGGCAGCUCUAACCGAGCACCAAACAGUAUCAAACCCUAAACCUAAAGAAGCCUCUAACGGUAACGGAGCACCAAGAAGUAUCAAAUCAGGCGGACAACGCUUGACACAAUUAGAAGAAAAGUUGGAUUUGGAUUGCAAUGAAAACAAAACCCGCUAUGUAGGAAUUGUCGGGAUGGCUGGUAUCGGCAAAACCUAUCUCGCCGAUAAACUGUUCCAAAAGUUGAAGACGAAGAUCGGCUGUAACGUGUUCCUGAAGCUUGUCCGUGAGAAGACAACCGAUGAGGACCUGUAUUUGGAGAAGAGGCUUGUGGAAGGGUUACUGAAUAAAACUAUAAAUUUCAGUAGUAAAAAUCCACUUGAGGAACGGAAGAAUGACCUAAUCCAGAAGAAAGUUGUGGUUGUUUUGGAUAAUGUGAGUGACCAGAAAGAGAUCGAGCCGUUUCUAGGGAUUUGCAACUGGAUUAAGGAGGGGAGCAUAAUCGUCAUCACUACACGGGACAAGUCACUGCUCAAAGGAAUGAACUGCGAUAUCUAUGAGGUCCCCAAAAUGAACGACAGAGAGAGCUUAGAGCUCUUUAAAGAUCGAGCUCAAGUCUGUAGCAGUACUAAUUUUGAAGAAAAUUUCAUGGAGCUGUCUAAGAAGUUCGUGGAUUAUGCGGGAGGGAACCCAUUAGCACUCAAGAAUAUUGGUAAGGAGCUCUACGCGAAAGAAAAGGAUCACUGGGAAGAAAGACUUAGAACACUGACACAGUGUUCCAACCCUAAGGUCAGAGAGAAGUUAAGAAGCUCUUAUGAUGAACUAAACGAGCAGCAGAAGGAUGUGUUUCUUGAUAUAGCCCAUUUCUUCAGAUCAGAAGAUGUGAAGUAUGUUACAAGUUUACUUGAUUCUUUUGACCCUGGAUCUGCCGAAGCUGGGAAGGAACUAAUUAAAGGUCUCGUAGACAAGUUCUUGAUUAGCGUAUGUGAUGGUCGGGUUGAGAUGCAUAAUCUACUCUUAACAAUGGCUAAGGAACAUGUUGGAGAUACCGCAGGGAAAUACUGGCUGUGGUCGUCGAAUUGUGAAGAGUUUACUAGUGCGUUGAGUAACAUAGAGGGAAAAGACAAGGUUAGAGGAAUUAUCAUAGACAUGUCUAAUGUGGAGGAAAUGCCCUUAGACAACCAAGCCUUUGUUGGUAUGAGCAGUCUACGGUACCUGAAAGUGUGUGAUACUGGCCAUAGUGAAGCUCAGUGCAAGUUGAACUUACCCGAUGUACUUGAAUUCCCAAAAGAUAAUAUUGUCCGCUAUCUUAACUGGGUGAAAUUCCCAGGAAAGGAACUUCCAUCAGACUUCGAACCCACAAAUCUUAUCGAUCUUAGGUUGCCUUACAGUAAGAUUACCAGUGUAUGGAAAGAUGCUAAGGUUGCACCAGAACUGAGAUGGGUUGAUCUCAGUCACUCGAGUAACUUGAGUUCCUUGUUAGGAUUAUCAGAAGCACCAAAACUUUUGAGAUUAAACCUCGAAGGCUGCACGAGUUUGAAAGAGUUACCAGAGGAGAUGCAAAAGAUGAAGAAACUCGUUUCCCUAAACCUAAGAGGAUGCACAAGUCUCUUGUCUCUGCCAAAGAUCACUAUGGAUUCCCUGAAGACUCUCAUUCUCAGCUGCUGCUCAAAAUUUCAGACAUUUGAGGUGAUUUCAAAGCAUCUAGAAACUUUGUACUUAAACAACACUGCAAUAGAUGAACUUCCUCCGACCAUUGGUAAUCUCCAUGGACUUAUCUUCUUGGAUUUGAAAGACUGCAAAAAUCUGGCGACUCUUCCUGAUUGUCUUUGGAAGAUGAAAUCUCUUCAAGAACUCAAACUCUCUGGUUGCUCAAAGCUCAAGAGUUUCCCUAAUGUUAAGGAGACCAUGGUAAAUUUGCGGAUUUUGCUGCUUGAUGGAACAUCAAUUCCACUGAUGCCAAGCAAAAUUUUUGACUCAUCCUUUCUGAGGCGUCUAUGCUUAAGCAGGAAUGAAGAAAUCUGCAGCCUACUAUUUGACAUGAGUCAACUGUUCCAUCUGAAAUGGCUCGAGUUGAAGUAUUGUAAGAACCUUACAUCUCUUCCGAAGCUUCCACCGAAUCUUCUGUGCUUAAAUGCACAUGGUUGUAGUUCACUAAGAACAGUUGCGAGUCCACUAGCCAGUCUUAUGCCAACAGAGCAGAUUCAUUCCACCUUUAUUCUUACUGACUGUCACAAACUGGAACAAGUCUCAAAAAGUGCUAUCAUAUCUUACAUUCAGAAGAAAAGCCAGUUGAUGUCAAAUGAUCGACAUAGUCAGGAUUUCGUUUUCAAGUCCUUAAUUGGUACUUGCUUUCCUGGAUGUGAUGUACCUGUAUGGUUCAACCACCAAGCACUUGGGUCAGUCUUAAAACUGGAGCUGCCUCGAGAUGGGAAUGAAGGAAGAUUAAGUGGUAUAUUUCUAUGUGUUGUAGUCUCAUUUAAGGAGUAUAAAGCCCAAAAUAACAGUCUCCAAGUGAGAUGCACCUGUGAGUUUAGUAGUAUAUCCCGGGAAAGCUUCAUUGUUGGUGGUUGGUCCGAACCAAACGAGGAGUUGCAUACGGUUGUGUCGGACCAUGUCUUCAUUGGCUACUCCACUCUGUUUAAUAGCAAGCAACGUAAACAGUUUUCAUCAGCUACUGAAGUAUCCCUUAGAUUUGAAGUGACAAAUGGUACAAGAGAGGUUGCAGAAUGUAAGGUGAUGAAUUGUGGCUUCUCUUUGGUUUAUGAGUCUGAUGAAGCUGAGAGCGCAACUUGGGAGGCAAAUCUUAUGGAGAACAGUACAAAAGGCAAUAAAAGGUUGCCAAAAACCUUCAGUUUUCCUUGGAAUAAAGCCCAGCACUCGAACAAAGGAUCUCAUUUUCAUUGAGAGUUCUGUUUCAAGAAACUUUGGUAUUGAAUCUAAAUGAUGUCUCUGUUACAAGAUAGCAAAGUCGGCAUGUGUACAAAGUGGAUGCAUUCAAAUAAAGUAUCAGAAAAACAAUCUCGGAGGAGAGGCAAUAAAGCAAUAAGCAAGAGGCUAUGCUCGCUGAGGAAGCAUAUGGCUUCUUCCUCUUUUGCUAUCUGAGUAGGUGUGUGAUAUGGUAUCUGUUGUCAUGCGGAAACUCUAUCACCUUUUGGCAUUGUUUUCUCGAAACAUUCUAAAAUAAACGAGACCAAAUUGUUUUUUCAUUCUCGAGCAAAUAGAAGAAAUUUUAACCAAAGAAAAAUAUGGAAAAAAGCUUCCUGGCCAAAAUGUUCUUCUCAUUUUCGAAGCAAGGCUAAAUAUUUUGUUUGAUAUUUAUUCUAAUAUGUUAUUUUUGAUAAGGAACUCAUUAAAUCAAUUUGAUCGUUGAGAAUUUUAGCUGUUAAUGUAUUCUUAUUUAGCAAGUAACAGUAGCUUGUCAUCCACGGACACAAA